Molecule: messenger RNA, 2491 nt
Organism: Salarias fasciatus (jewelled blenny)
Lineage: Eukaryota; Metazoa; Chordata; Actinopteri; Blenniiformes; Blenniidae
Product: protein SON-like
Exons: 3
Coding region: 59-1363 (434 amino acids)
Source: RefSeq, a predicted model, not a curated record
GUGAAGCGACGCUUCUUUAGGCUCUGUAGCUGUGUUUAAAACUGAAUAUAUUUUUAAUAUGGCUUUUUGCGACGUGUAUGAUUGUAAAAAUCGGCUCACUCGAAAUGCGUCCAUUAGAAUCUUUCGAGUACCACCGGGAAUGCAUCCGUACCUGGCGAAUAAGAGGCAUUUAUGGCAGGAAGCUAUCCGAGAAGCAAAUGGAAGCAAACAACAGACGCCCUUGACCAACCCGCGUGUCUGUGAAGCUCAUUUCAUAUCAGGUGAAGCUUCAUCAGACUUUGAUAGCCCUGACUUUGUGCCCUCUGUGUUUCCACGCACUGAAAAAAGCAAGACCGAUACACAAGAAAGCAAGAUCGACACACCCCAAAGGAAGACCGACACACCCCAAAGGAAGACCGACACACCCCAAAGGAAGACCGACACACCCGAAAAGAAGACUGACACACCCCAAAGGAAGACCGACACUCCCCAAAGGAAAACCCGCUCACAACAACUAAAGUCUGACACACAAGAAAGCGAGACCGACACACCACAAAGCGAGACCGACACACCACAAAGCAAGACUGACACACAACUAAGGAAGACCCGCUCACAAAAACUCAAGACCGAUACACAAGAAAGCGAGACUGACACACCACAAAGGAAGACCCGCUCACAACAACUGAAGACCGACACACAAGAAAGCAAGACCGACACACAACUAAGGAAGACCCGCUCACCACAAAUCAAGACCGACUUAGUAGAAAGCGAGACUGGCACGCCACAAAGGAAGACCCGCUCACAACUAAAGUCCGACACACAAGAAAGCGAAACUGACACACCACAAAGGAAGACCCGCUCCCAACAGCUCAAGACUGACCUACAAGAAAGUGAGACUGACGCACAACUAAGGAAGACCCGCUCACCACAACUCAAGACACACACACAAGAAAGAGAGACUGACACACAACUAAGGAAGACCCGCUCACCACAACUCAAGACACACACACAAGAAAGAAAGACCUGCUCACAAGACACCAAGACUGACGCGCAAAAAAGAGAGACUGACACACAAGAAAGCAAGACCUGCUCACCAGAAAAGAAGACCCACACACAGGAAAAAAAGAAGCGCAAGCAAAACAACGAAUGGCUUUUCUGUGCUCGGAAAAGACGCCGCUGCAGAGCUGCAUCAAAAAAGGAUGAGGCAGCACCCGACCUUCAGACUUCACCUUUAAAGGAAGCUCAAAAGAAGCUUUCAGAAGAAGAAGACACGCCUUCAUCUCCAUCAGUGCUGAAGGUAGCUGCCUCAAACUGUUUCACAUCACAUAAAAGUAAAGUGUAUUUUCACAGAUGCAAUAUUUUUCUAAAUGAACAAGAUUUUUAGAUCCUCAAAUGUACAACUUUAAACAUUUGGGUUUGCCUUUUUGCCGCAUCCUACUCUCCCACAUUGCUCUCUCAUGUGAAUUGUGUUGUGUGCUUUCAAGGCUGGGGAGACAUUGACUGAAGACAAAGGUGCUGAAAAAGCAUUGAAUUCCCACAUAACACUCAGGCUAAAUGGGAUCCCACCGUCGGUACCAGCAGACAUCACAGCGCUGAUCCAGAAUAGUCCCGUGGUGCGGUUGAAGCGUCUCAUCUCGCCAACGGGUGGAUUUCGGUGCGAGUUGUGCAGUGAGACCUUUACCAGCACAUCGCUGCUUGUAAAGCACAAAAAGCUGCACGAAAACUUGCCCUUCAUCUGUGAGAUCUGUGGCAUAAGCUUCAUGCUCCAAAAGGAAUUUACCGAGCACCAGGGGAACCACCCGAAACUGGAGCCGUAUUUUCCCUGUAAUUUAUGCGACCGGUCGUUUUCUACGGCCCAGCAGCUGAAACGCCACAAACUGCUCCACGUUAAAGACGGCAGGAAGUGCCUGAAGUGCGGCACGCUGUUCUGCCGGCGUCACAACCACGUUUCAUUCCUGCCCAAGAUCAAAUCGGACACUGAGAGAGAGUCUGAAGGAGAACCGGCGAGCGAAGAAUCACAAGAGGUCGACUCUGAAAGGGAAGACGCAAGAAUGGAGACGGAGCCGAGUCAGGAGGCUGGAACACCGCGCAGCGCCGAGAGCACCAUGAUAAUACCGCAGAGAAGCUAUCCUCUUGUCUUGUCUGUGCUCAGAGUCCUGAAAGUUCAUAAGAGCCCCAAAGCCCCGCCCCUGCCACGACCCCCACCCCCACACACAAAACACCUCCCAGAAGUCUCUUCACCAGCAGCAGAAACGUCACUCAUGUCCUCUCCUGCUCCUCGUCUUCCUCCUCCUGAUGCUCCUCAUCUUCCUCAUGUUUCUUCUCCUGCUGCUUCUCAUCUUCCUCCUGAUGCUCCUCAGCUUCCUCCCCCCGAUGCUCCUCAUCUUAAUCUUGAUUCUCCUCAUCUUCCUCAUCUUUCUUCUGCUGCUGCCUCUCAUCUUUCUUCUCCUGCUGCUCCUCAUCUUCCUCCUCCUGAUGCUCCUCAUCUUCCUCCUCCUGAUGCUCCUCAUCU